AUGGAAGAGGCUCUGAAGGACGACUGCAUCAUUCCCACCCCUCCAUCUUCCUCCAAGACCUCCACCAAGACCUCCAUCUUCCUCCAAGACCUCCACCAAGACCUCCACCUUGCUCCAAGACCUCCACCUUGCUCCAAGACCUCCACUAAGACCUCCACCUUCCUCCAAGACCUCCACCAAGACCUCCAUCUUCCUCCAAGACCUCCACCAAGACCUCCACCUUGCUCCAAGACCUCCACCAAGACCUCCAUCUUCCUCCAAGACCUCCACCAAGACCUCCACCUUGCUCCAAGACCUCCACCAAGACCUCCAUCUUCCUCCAAGACCUCCACCAAGACCUCCAUCUUCCACCAAGACCUCCAUCUUCCUCCAAGACCUCCACCAAGACCUCCACCUUGCUCCAAGACCUCCACCAAGACCUCCAUCUUCCUCCAAGACCUCCACCAAGACCUCCACCAAGACCUCCAUCUUCCUCCAAGACCUCCACCAAGACCUCCAUCUUCCUCCAAGACCUCCACCAAGACCUCCAUCUUCCUCCAAGACCUCCACCUUCCUCCAAGACCUCCACCUUCCUCCAAGACCUCCACCAAGACCUCCACCAAGACCUCCAUCUUCCACCAAGACCUCCACCAAGACCUCCACCUUCAGGAAACCUUCACAAUUCCUCAACCAGACUUACAUAAACAUCUUCAGAGGAGUUCGCUAAGUCGUAGGUGGAAUUCAAGAUGA
Procambarus clarkii (red swamp crayfish) is the source of this 729-nucleotide messenger RNA. The record is from RefSeq and is a predicted model, not a curated record. Lineage: Eukaryota; Metazoa; Arthropoda; Malacostraca; Decapoda; Cambaridae.